Aethina tumida (small hive beetle) is the source of this 613-nucleotide messenger RNA. RefSeq names its product UDP-glucosyltransferase 2-like. The coding region runs from base 28 to 582 and encodes 184 amino acids. Gene Ontology annotation, molecular function: UDP-glycosyltransferase activity. The transcript has 2 exons. The record is from RefSeq and is a predicted model, not a curated record. NCBI's taxonomy places the organism in Eukaryota, Metazoa, Arthropoda, Insecta, Coleoptera, Nitidulidae.
ACGAUAUGAACAGAAAAUACUUUGGUGAUGACACCCCUAACCACUAGUCCUAUUUUUCAUAACAUGAGAGCUAUUAAUCCUAAUACUAUAACUAUUGGAGGAGGACUACACAUACAACCACCAAAACCUCUACCAAAAAAUUUAAAACAGUAUCUAGAUGAGGCAAAGGAAGGCGUGAUUUAUUUUAGUCUUGGUUCCAACGUGAAAGGCAACUUUUUAAAUGAUGAAAGCAAAAAAGCAAUUAUGAACGCAUUUUCUCAGCUUCCUAACAAGGUACUAAUAAAAAUCGACUUGGAAAAUAUUAAUGUCUCACGAAAUGUGAGGGUGGAAAAAUGGCUUCCCCAGCAAGAUAUUUUAAGACAUCCUAAUAUGAAACUGUUUGUAACACAAGGUGGAUUACAAUCCGUACAAGAAGCUGUAACUAACGGUGUACCGAUGGUUGGAAUACCAUUUUUUGGCGAUCAAUACAAUAAUAUCUUUAAAAGUGUUAAAAAAGGAUUUGCCGUCAUGGUGGACAAAGGAAACAUCACAACGGAGUCUUUCAAAGAAGCUCUUUUGGAGGUGUUGAAGAAUCCGAAGUAGAUAAUAGAUUAACAUUGUUACAAAGAAAAUU